AUGAAGGUUUCUGGUAAGAGAAAGCUAGGCGAUGAUGCUUCGCUGAGUGAUGGCAGCGAAAGCGGCUCAGAAGAAGAUUAUGAUAUUGUGAAUGAUAUCGCUUUGAAUUCCAGUGACAGUGAUGAGGAUGACAGUAGUGAAGACUCCGAGGGCGGGGAGCAGGAUAUUAUAGAGUACAGUGAUGAAGAAGAGGAACAUCAGCAUGAGAAGAAGAAGUCUGCACCUAAAGAUAAAUCAUUCCCAAAGUUAGAAGCCUCUGGUGACGAAGCAGAAGAUGAUGCUGACGAUGUCAACGAGUACUUUUCGACUACUGCUCAAACUAAUAAGAAGCACAAGAAGGGAAGUUUUCCCAGUUUUGGGCUUUCAAAGUUGAUCCUGAAUAAUAUUAGUAGAAAGGGAUUCCAUCAACCUACACCAAUUCAACGUAAGACUAUCCCACUGAUCUUGCAGAGUAGAGACAUCGUGGGUUUGGCUCGUACUGGUUCCGGUAAGACAGCAGCUUUUAUCCUACCGAUGAUUGAAAAGCUAAAGAGCCACUCAAGUAAAGUUGGUGCUCGUGCAGUUAUUCUUUCUCCAUCAAGAGAAUUAGCAAUGCAGACUCAUAAGGUUUUUAAAGAUUUUUCAAGAGGUACUCAUUUGCGUAGUGUGCUGUUGACUGGUGGUGAUUCGUUAGAAGAGCAGUUUGGUAUGAUGAUGUCGAAUCCUGACGUUAUUGUUGCAACUCCAGGUAGAUUUCUGCAUUUGAAAGUCGAGAUGAACUUGGAUUUGAAGAGCAUUGAAUAUGCCGUCUUCGAUGAAAGUGAUAGAUUGUUUGAAAUGGGUUUUGAAGAACAACUUAAUGAAUUGUUGGCUGCUUUACCAAGUAACCGUCAAACUCUUCUUUUUUCUGCCACUUUACCAAACAGUUUGGUUGAUUUCGCUAAAGCAGGUUUAACAAAUCCAGUGCUUGUUCGUCUUGAUCAAGAAAGUAAGAUCUCCGAAAACUUGGAGAUGCUGUUCUUGAGUACAAAACAUGACGAAAGAGAAGCCGCUCUGCUUUACUUGAUUCAGGAAGUGAUUCAAAUACCAUUAGCUACUGAGGAGCAGAUAAAAUUGAUCAAGGACAAAUCCCCUGAUAGCGAUGAAGAGUCAGACGAUGAUAAUGGAAAGAGAUCCCAUAAUAAACACAAGAAGGAAAAGUUCAAGAAAGUCAGAAUGCCUGCUGCUAAUCAGCUUCCUUCCGAAAAAUCUACCAUCCUGUUCGUUCCUACGCGACACCAUGUUGAGUACAUUGCCAACUUGUUGAAAAACUGCGGGUAUCUCGUUUCCUACAUUUACGGUAGUUUGGAUCAGCGCGCUCGUAAUCGUCAAUUAUACAACUUCAGAGCCGGUCUAACCUCGAUUUUGGUGGUCACCGAUGUUGCUGCUAGAGGUGUGGAUAUUCCAAUGCUAGCGAAUGUGAUCAACUUCAGUUUUCCCUCUUCUUCUAAAAUCUUCGUUCACCGUGUAGGAAGAACUGCAAGAGCAGGCAACCGCGGUUGGGCGUAUUCCAUUAUUUCAGAGUCUGAGUUACCUUAUCUGCUUGAUUUGGAACUAUUUCUGGGUAAAAAGAUUCUCACGACUCCAAUGUAUGAAGCCGCAACAGAUCUUCUGGAGAAAAGGUGGGUUGAAGAAGGGAAAGAAAAGAUUCUAUUCAAGGCUCCAAAACCUUCUUACACCAAUAGGCUCGUGCUGGGAUCGUGUCCAAGACUGGACAUCGAUAGCAUGGGUGAUCUGUACAAAAACUUGAUGUCUAGCUUUGAGUUAGAGACACUCAGAGGUGUUGCGAAGAAGGCAGAAAAGCUAUAUCUCAGGACAAGAACUGCAGCUUCCGUCGAAUCAGUUAAAAGGAGUAGGGAAUUGAUGACAUCCGGCUGGGAUGAGCAAAAUGUGAUGUUUGGCAAGAACCUGGAGAAAGAAAAGUUGGAUUUCUUAGCCAAGCUCCAAGACAGAACAAACAAGGAAACCGUUUUCGAAUUUGCCAGGAAUGCCGAUGAUGAGACUUCGAUGUUGAUGAAGAAGAGAAGAUUUCAGGUGGCACCCAUCACAGAAAAGGCUAAGAAGCGCAAAGAGUUGUUGGAAUUGCAAAAGGCUGCUGGAUUUUCGCACGCCAUGGAAGACGAGCUACUAAACGACAAUGAACUGAUAAAAGAAUCAGUACCUGAGGAAGUUUUACAGGAGUUCGAAGAUGCUGAUAAAUUAUUGGAAGACCAAGAAAAGUUGGGACGCAAGAAAUCUAAGAGUUUCCGAGACCCAAAUUUCUUCUUAAGUCACUAUGCUCCACAAGGUGGACUUCAUGAGAACGAACUAAAUCUCACCAGUGGUUUCACCACCGAUGCAGCUCAAGCAGCCUGUGAUAUAAAUGGAGAUGAUAAAGUUCAAGUCCAUAAGCAAAACGCAACUGUUAAAUGGGACUCGAAAAAGAAGAAAUAUAUUAAUUCCCAAGGUGCCGACAACAAGAAAUAUAUCGUGGGUGAAAGUGGCCAAAAGAUACCCGCUUCCUUCAGAUCAGGUAAAUACGCAGAGUGGUCGAAAGCACGUAACCUGCAACCUAUCAAAGUGGGUGCACGAGAGUCUCCCACCGCGGCAAACAUGCUCAGAAAUCCAGCUCAAAAUCACCCAACAGAUGGUCAACGUACCGUUGGUGGCAAGUUCAAGCAUAAGCAAGUAAAAGCUCCCAAGCUGCCUGAUAAGCAUAGAGACGAUUACCAUAAGCAAAAGAAGAAAGUCAAGGAAGCACUGGACAAGGGUAUUAACGUCAAAGGAUACAAUACUCGUGGUGCUCCUAAGAAUGAGUUGCAAUCUAUUGCUCAAAUAAGGAAGCAGAGACAGACAAGCGAGAAGAAGCAUGCUAAAAACGCUCGUCCAUCGAAAAAAAGAAAGUACUGA
Torulaspora delbrueckii is the source of this 2907-nucleotide messenger RNA. It is a transcript of the gene DBP10, whose product is annotated as ATP-dependent RNA helicase DBP10. Bases 1 to 2907 code for a protein of 968 amino acids. Gene Ontology annotation, cellular component: nucleus. The transcript has a single exon. The record is from RefSeq and is a predicted model, not a curated record. NCBI's taxonomy places the organism in Eukaryota, Fungi, Ascomycota, Saccharomycetes, Saccharomycetales, Saccharomycetaceae. Gene Ontology annotation, molecular function: RNA helicase activity; RNA binding; ATP binding.